Messenger RNA from Cannabis sativa, 498 nucleotides. Its product is annotated as secreted RxLR effector protein 161-like. The transcript has 2 exons. Lineage: Eukaryota; Viridiplantae; Streptophyta; Magnoliopsida; Rosales; Cannabaceae. Bases 1 to 498 code for a protein of 165 amino acids. The record is from RefSeq and is a predicted model, not a curated record.
AUGGUAGUUAGGUCACUUGAUGUAGAAAAAGAUCCUUUUCGACCUAGAGAAGAACAUGAAGAGCUCCUUGGUCCAGAAGUACCAUAUCUUAGUGCAAUAGGAGCAUUGAUGUAUCUUGCUAAUUGUACAAGACCUGAUAUAGCUUUCUCUGUCAAUUUAUUAGCAAGAUUUAGUUCUGCUCCAACAUAUAGACAUUGGAAAGGGAUUAAGCACAUACUCCGCUAUCUCCAGGGUACUAUUGAUAAAGGAUUAUUCUAUUCUAAUAAUUGUGGGUCACAACUUAUUGGCUACGCAGAUGCAGGAUAUUUAUCUGAUCCACAUAAAGCCAGAUCUCAAACUGGCUAUUUGUUCACUUGCGGUGACACUGCUAUAUCCUGGCGAUCAACAAAGCAAACUCUGGUGGCUACUUCCUCAAAUCAUGCUGAGAUACUUGCAAUUCACGAGGUGUGCGGUCGGCAACCGAUUGGAACUAUCUCAAGGCGGAUUACAGGCUCCUAA